Molecule: messenger RNA, 2073 nt
Organism: Musa acuminata subsp. malaccensis (wild Malaysian banana)
Lineage: Eukaryota; Viridiplantae; Streptophyta; Magnoliopsida; Zingiberales; Musaceae
Source: RefSeq, a predicted model, not a curated record
UAUCUUUUUUUUUUCCUUUUCGACAAUCAAAAUAAUAGGAAGGAGAGGUAGAAAAAUAUAUAUCAUGCAGACCACAUCUGCUGCCAUAUCAGUUCGGCGUGAUGGACGGUCCAGCUUGCAAGAUUUCGGCCUCUCCUCGCGUCCCUCCGUAUGCUGAGCGGCGCAGAGGGAAACCCGCGCCAAAGCUGUGUUCCCCUUGCUCGCGUCUCUGCCAUUGAUAGCAUUCCCCCCGAACGAGACCACCUAUUCUUGACGCAGAGGAUAGGAUUUAGCAGAUGUUCUGGGUGGUGGAUAAGUAAUAAGAAGGCGAGGGACUCGGUUCUUCGCAGCAGAAGAGAAGGAAGAGCAGAGGAUUCCAAGCAGCGAUCCCGACUGGUCACUCUGCCUUCUAAUCUUCCUGCAGCAGAGAUCAAAUGGAGGAGCUCGGUGGCGGCGGCAAUGGCUCACCUCCGAGGUUUGUCCGUCUUUGCUUCUCGAGACUUUCUUCUUGUCCUACUGAAAAAUCCCUUCUUGCUUUCGUUCGCAGGGUGUCCGCAGGGAAACCCCCGAGGCAUGGAGGAACGGUGCAUUCCGCCCGCGACAGGCACUCGGCCAUGUCGGUUCCCGCCUUCGCCUCUGCUCAAGAUCUGCGGUGCCUCGACCUGGAGAAGGAGGCCGGCGAGGUCCUCGCGGAAUGCUCGCCCCGGGGUGUCCUCGACGACGGUCUGAGGUGUUUGGACUCGGAAACGACCUCCAAGGCCAGCACUUCCUACACGGAGACCCAAAUGAUUCGAAGCAGCUUCGCGCUGUGGCACGGCUUCUUUCGGCUGUGGAAGCACAAGUCCAUGAGGCGCCUCUCGAGCUUCCCCCCCAUCGGGUUCCGGAAGCGGUCGAGGAGGAGGAGGAGCAACAGGGACUCUCGUGUCCCCAUGCCGGACUCCACCUCGGCUGCCGAUAACGAGUCCUCCUUUAAGCCCACUUGGAGGAACUUCACCAUUUCGGAGCUUGAAAAGGCCACCAACAAUUUCAACUCUGAGAACAUGAUAGGGAAGGGUGGCUCUGCCGAGAUCUACAGAGGAUGUCUGGAAAAUGGCCAGCUUGUAGCAGUCAAAAAGAUCACCAGAGGAACAACAGAAGAAAAAACUCACAAUUUCCUCUCCGAGAUGGGAGUUCUUGUCCAUGUAGACCACCCAAACACUGCCAGAUUGAUCGGAGUCGGAGUCGAAGGAGGCAUGCACCUUGUUCUUGUCCUCUCACCUCAUGGAAGCUUAGCAAACCUUCUUCACGAUUCGAAAGACAAACUUGCGUGGGGAAUACGAUACAAGGUCGCCGUAGGGACAGCCAACGGACUCGAGUACCUCCACGAGAGGUGCCACAAGCGCAUCAUUCAUCGAGAUAUCAAGGCUGCGAAUAUACUGCUCACCGAGGACUUCGAGCCACAGAUAUGUGAUUUCGGCCUCGCGAAGUGGCUGCCUGACGAAGUGACGCAUCACACAUUGCCAAGCUUCGAAGGCACAUUUGGAUACCUUGCUCCCGAAUACUGCAUGCACGGCGUGGUCGAUGAGAAGACCGAUGUGUUUGCUUUCGGAAUCCUGCUGCUUGAGCUCAUCAGCGGACGCAGGGCAGUGAACUCUUCGCAGCAAAGCUUGCUGAUGUGGGCGAAGCCAUUGCUCGAGCAGAACCGCAUCAGGGACCUCGUCGAUCCGUCUCUCGGUGACUCUUACGACUCCAAGCAGAUGGAUCGAGCAGCAAAGACGGCGUACAUAUGCAUUCAGCACUCAUCAGUUCUGCGACCUCGCAUGAGUGAGGUUCUAAAGCUAUUGAGUGGAGGAGACGAAGGCCGAGCUGAGAACGGAAGAGCGCUUCACAGGUCGUUCUUGAGGAGGACAUACUCCGAGGAGAUCUUCGAUGCAGAAGAGUAUAAUGCGACGAGAUACCUGAGCGACAUUAGUCGGCACAAGCAGAUUGCUUUCGAUUUCUAGGGGGAGGAGGACACCUGCCCCUGUGCAGGGCCUGAGGCCAUGUUCAUCCAUGUCGAUUGCAUGCUGGGCUUGAGCAACUGUGUAUAUAUAAGAGCACUUAUCGAAGGUUAAA